Messenger RNA from Cynoglossus semilaevis (tongue sole), 2352 nucleotides. It is a transcript of the gene uap1, whose product is annotated as UDP-N-acetylglucosamine pyrophosphorylase 1. The record is from RefSeq and is a predicted model, not a curated record. The transcript has 11 exons. Bases 182 to 1744 code for a protein of 520 amino acids. Gene Ontology annotation, biological process: UDP-N-acetylglucosamine biosynthetic process. NCBI's taxonomy places the organism in Eukaryota, Metazoa, Chordata, Actinopteri, Pleuronectiformes, Cynoglossidae. Gene Ontology annotation, molecular function: UDP-N-acetylglucosamine diphosphorylase activity.
AAGCACUUAAACGCAACACAUACUUAACGCGGUAGUGCCACGUCAAGUGCGACGUCACGGUGGGUGCGGUCUGGCGUGUUCCGAGCAAGUGGUGUAAGCGCAAGGCAUCCUCGUCAGAAAUUAAUGAUUUUCAAGCCGAAAGGAACGUUUGUGAGAGAGUUAAUCAAAAGCACGAUUGAUCAUGGACUCCAGCAUCAGCGAGCUCAGCCAGAGGUUGGCUGAGGCCAAGCAGUCUCACCUCCUGCAGUUCUGGGAUGAGCUGAGCCCUGAGGAGCGGAGAGAAUUGACCGUCCAGCUGCAGGGAAUGGACUUCAAAGAGAUCAACGGAUUCUUUAGGAACGCCAUGGAGGUGUCCAGCAGCAGCAAACAGGAGAAGAUGGACGCCCGUAUGGAGCCGGUCCCCCGAGAGGUGCUGGGGAGUGUGACGAGGGACAGGGAGCACCUGGCACACUGGGAACAAGAAGGACUUAACUGCAUCUCCCAGAGCAAAGUUGCGGUGCUGCUGCUGGCUGGAGGCCAGGGGACCAGACUAGGAGUCUCUUACCCCAAGGGCAUGUACGACGUGGGGCUGCCGUCCCACAAAACGCUCUUUCAGAUCCAGGCCGAACGCAUUUUAAAGCUACAACAGCUGGCUGAGCAGAAGCACAACCUCAAGUGCUACAUUCCCUGGUACAUCAUGAUCAGUGGAAGGACCAUGGCGUCCACAAAAGACUUCUUCUCUAAGCAUAAAUACUUUGGCCUGGACAAGGACAACGUCAUCUUCUUCCAGCAGGGCAUGCUUCCAGCCAUGGACUAUGAAGGAAAGAUCAUCCUGGAGAGCAAAGGAAAGCCCUCCAUGGCUCCUGACGGUAACGGCGGUCUUUACAGAGCUCUAGGGAACCAGGGCAUCGUGGACGACAUGGAGCGAAGAGGGAUCCAGUUCAUCCAUGUGUAUUGCGUAGAUAAUAUCCUGGUCAAAGUGGCAGACCCUGCCUUUGUUGGCUUUUGUGUACAGAAAGGAGCGGACUGCGGAGCUAAGGUAGUGGAGAAAACCAAUCCGACAGAGGCAGUGGGUGUGGUCUGCAAGGUGGACGGUCUCUAUCAGGUGGUGGAGUACAGUGAGAUCACUUUGGCCACUGCGGAGAAACGCAGUGAAGAUGGUCGGCUGGUGUUCAACGCAGGAAAUGUGGCAAAUCACUUCUUCACCCUGUCGUUUCUCAGAGACAUAGUACAGAAGUAUGAGCCAAACCUGCAGCACCACGUGGCCCAGAAAAAGAUUCCAUUUGUGAAUGUUCAGGGAGAGGUAAUCCAACCAGACAAACCAAACGGGAUUAAAAUGGAAAAAUUUGUCUUUGACAUCUUCCAGUUUGCCAAGACAUUUGUCGUGUACGAAGUGCUGAGGGAGGACGAGUUUGCGCCGUUGAAGAACGCUGACCGCCAGGAUGGCAAAGACACACCCACCACAGCCCGACAUGCUCUGACGUCGCUCCACCACCGCUGGGUCCUCAAUGCCGGAGGCCACUUCAUCGACGAGAAUGGCAGACGUGUGCCAGCCAUACCCAGAGAUGGAGCAGCAGACAGUGUCAAAGAUGAUGGCAACAGAAACCUGAAGGAUGGAACAGACCUGCCAAUCAAAUGUGAGAUCUCCCCUCUGGUCUCUUACGGAGGAGAGGGCCUUGAAGAGUUGGUGAAGGGACGGGAGUUCCGUCCGACCCUGAUCAUCGACCAGCAGGGGGUGCACGAGUUGGUGAAGAACGGAGUAUAGUGAAAAUGUGAAAAUGGAAAGCAUCUCAAAGAUCUUGGAUUAGUCUCGUUACGUUUACAGAAGCAACCGUUACGUUGUUGUGCAAUACCCAGUGCAUGCAUUCCAGACAAAGAAAAUUCCCAGUCCAAUCAAACGAAGGAACUAAACAAAGUUUAGUUAAAACUGUCCAUCUCCUGUCCUGUUUGUUGACAUCAUCGUCUGUUUUGUUUUUGUUUUUUUUUCUGACAAACACUUGAACCAAGCCUGAAGUAGGACAGAGUUCCUGUCACACGGACUGGAUGAAGCAGAUUUUCAGUGACAUCUUAUUUAUUGUGCUUAUGACACUAAUUUUUUUAUACUUACUAGUAGAUGAUUUAAAGAUUUCAAUCGCAAUUUUUCCAAUUUUCCGUGGUGAUUUUUAUACAUUACUGAACUCAAAUGAUGAUCAAACUGCAGUUUCUUAUCAGCAUGGAAUCAAGGUACUCCAUUAAGGGCUGUGGGGGUGGGGGGUAUUUAUAAGAUUAGCUUCUUCCCUGCUUGUAAUCAUGAAAGAUAAAACAUUCAGCUUUAAGAAUACAACUUUGCUUUUUAUCAUCUUUAUUAAAUAAAGUCACAAAAUGCAACACGUG